Messenger RNA from Eutrema salsugineum, 823 nucleotides. RefSeq names its product ethylene-responsive transcription factor ERF088. The transcript has a single exon. Lineage: Eukaryota; Viridiplantae; Streptophyta; Magnoliopsida; Brassicales; Brassicaceae. Gene Ontology annotation, biological process: regulation of DNA-templated transcription. Gene Ontology annotation, molecular function: DNA-binding transcription factor activity; DNA binding. The record is from RefSeq and is a predicted model, not a curated record. The coding region runs from base 40 to 774 and encodes 244 amino acids.
CUUAGAGAGAGAAGCAUUGAUCUCUGAAUGUUGUGAAACAUGUUGAAAUCAAGAAACAAGAGCAAAAGCAAACAAGAGAAGAAGUCACAAGAAGUGAAGUACCUUGGAGUUAGGAGGCGUCCAUGGGGAAGAUAUGCAGCUGAAAUCAGAAACCCUUUCACAAAAGAAAGACACUGGCUUGGAACAUUCGAUACAGCCGAAGAAGCUGCUUUCGCUUAUGAUGUAGCUGCUCGAUCCAUCAGCGGAUCUCUAGCUAAAACCAACUUCUUCUACACUGAAAACAUCUCUUUGCAAAGACAACCACAACAGUUAUUACAGUCAUCUUCAGACAAAGAUUUUGUUAACCCCUUCGUGUCUAUGGGACCUGAUAUGAGUUUGGGAUCUUCUAGUUUCCGUUUUCUUCAAGAUCAGCCACCAGAAAACAACCAUUAUGUUGCUGGUCCGAUCCCCUCUUUUUGGCAAGAACAACAGUUUUCUGCUAAUCUCACUAACGCUUUCUUAGAUUGUUAUGAUGAUGAUCAUGUUGGUAAAAAAAAAGAGGUCUCUUUACCUUCUUUUCCCAAUGAUAUUUCAAGCAGUUUAUUUGGUCUUCAGGACAACAUUGGUGAAUACGGCGAUGCAGACCAUACGAAGGCUGGUUCUGUUCUCAGCGUUGAUCCUUAUUGCUUUGAGUAUGACUUCUUGUUAAGCAACAUGCCCACUUCUCUUCUCGACGAUGUUAAUGGAGAUUUUCCUCAGGUUACUGAGUCUUCUUCUUCUUUAUCUUACAUCUGAUUCGAAUCGACUAUUAUCACCUUUCAAUCUUUUGCUUUGUUGGCUCUUU